Postia placenta MAD-698-R-SB12 is the source of this 876-nucleotide messenger RNA. RefSeq lists its product as hypothetical. Lineage: Eukaryota; Fungi; Basidiomycota; Agaricomycetes; Polyporales; Adustoporiaceae. Gene Ontology annotation, cellular component: eukaryotic translation initiation factor 3 complex; cytoplasm. Gene Ontology annotation, molecular function: RNA binding; translation initiation factor activity. The record is from RefSeq and is a predicted model, not a curated record. The transcript is spliced from 7 exons. The coding region runs from base 1 to 876 and encodes 291 amino acids.
AUGGCAACUGCAACGGCCACGAAAACUUCCUGGGCAGACGAUGUCGAUGAGCUCGAGCAGCCUCCUAAGGGUGAAGAUUAUGUUGAUGAGAAUGGCAUCCGGAUUACGGUUGAGUAUACGAUCAACGAUGAAGGCAAGAAGGUGAAGAUCACGAAAAAGACAAAGAGAACGCUUCAAAAGGCCGUCGUCGACCACAGCGUUGCGGAGCGUAAGACAUGGUCGAAAUUUGGACAGGAAAAGGGCAACAAGCCUGGUCCUGAUCGAGCAACGACGACGGUCGGCGAGAAUGUCGUACUUAAGCUCAGUGCUGGAAACAAGUCGUCAGAACCUGAGCAGUCUGCCGAGCAGGCGAUCAAGAGCAACCUUGCCCGCGCAGGUGCUGGCAAGGUCGUGUGUCGAUUGUGCAAGGGCGAUCACUUCACUGCAAAGUGUCCAUACAAGGACCAACUUCCUGGGCUGGAUGGCGCAGAUACCCCUCCAUUCGGCGGCGGCGACGACACUGGCGCCCCUGCGGAGCCUGCUGCUGCCCCGACCACCGGUGGCAAGUACGUCCCGCCGUCCAUGCGUGGUGCGCGGGGCCCUGGCGAGUCAAUGUCACGGCCAGGGGGCAAUCGCGACGACCUUCCAACCUUGCGUGUCACCAACAUUUCUGAGGAUACGCAGGAGAACGAUCUGCGUGACCUCUUCGCCCGAUUCGGCCGCGUGGCGAGGGUAUAUGUCGGUCGCGACCGCGAGACGGGUGCAGGCAAGGGCUUUGCGUUCGUCAGCUUCGAGGAGCGAGCGCAUGCGCAGAAGGCGAUGGAGAAGAUGCAUGGUUUUGGUUACGACAACCUCAUCCUGAAUGUCCAGUGGUCACAGCCAAGGGAACAGAGAUAA